Messenger RNA from Suncus etruscus (white-toothed pygmy shrew), 2148 nucleotides. RefSeq names its product solute carrier family 38 member 4 (gene SLC38A4). The record is from RefSeq and is a predicted model, not a curated record. Bases 175 to 1821 code for a protein of 548 amino acids. The transcript has 16 exons. NCBI's taxonomy places the organism in Eukaryota, Metazoa, Chordata, Mammalia, Eulipotyphla, Soricidae. Gene Ontology annotation, biological process: amino acid transmembrane transport. Gene Ontology annotation, molecular function: amino acid transmembrane transporter activity.
UACAGGGUCCUGCUAUUCCAAACAAUUCUGGAAAGAUUGCACAGGACUGGGUAAACAACUAAGAAGAGAGUGUUCUGAACAGCAACACAAAGUGGAAGAAACUUAAGCUGAAGGUAAAUAUAUUGUUUACACUGAAGAAGAUUGUAAGUGGACUCAAAAGUGCUGACAGCUCAAAUGGAUCCCGUGGAACUGAGAAAUGUCAAUAUUGAACCUGAUGAUGAGAGCAUCAGUGGAGAAUGUAUUCAGGAUAACUAUACAAGACUGGGAAAUUCCGAAAAAGCAGCAAUGAACAGUCAAUUUGCCAAUGAUGAUGCUGAAAGUCAGAAAUUCCUGACAAAUGGAUUUUUGGGGGAAAAGAAGCUGGCAGAUUAUGAGGAUGAACAUCAUCCCGGACACACCUCCUUUGGAAUGUCUUCAUUCAAUUUGAGCAACGCCAUCAUGGGGAGUGGAAUCUUGGGUUUGUCCUAUGCCAUGGCAAACACGGGAAUCAUACUUUUUGUAAUCAUGCUGCUCACAGUGGCAAUAUUAUCACUCUAUUCAGUUCACCUUUUGUUGAAGACUGCCAAGGAAGGAGGAUCUUUAAUUUAUGAAAAGUUAGGGGAAAAAGCAUUUGGAUGGCCUGGGAAAAUUGGAGCUUUUGCUUCCAUUAUAAUGCAGAAUAUUGGAGCAAUGUCAAGCUACCUCUUUAUCAUUAAAUAUGAACUACCUGAAGUAAUCAGAGCAUUUAUGGGACUUGAAGAAAAUAGUGGAGAAUGGUACCUCAAUGGCAACUACCUCGUCAUAUUUGUGUCUGUUGGAGUCAUCCUUCCACUUUCUCUUCUUAAAAGUUUAGGUUACCUUGGUUAUACCAGUGGAUUUUCUCUUACCUGCAUGGUGUUUUUUGUCAGCGUGGUUAUAUACAAGAAAUUCCAAAUACCCUGCCCUUUGCCUCUUUUGGAUCACCAUGCUGGAAAUAUGACGUUCAACAAUACACUUCCAAUGCACUUGGUCAUGUUACCCAACAAUUCCCAGAAUAGCGGUGUGAAUUUCAUGAUGGAUUACACCCACAAAAAUCCUACAGGACUAGAGGAAAAUCAGGUCAAGAACUCUUUUCAUGGCAGUGGAGUAGAGUUUGAAGCGAACAAUGAUGACAAGUGUCAACCCAAAUACUUUAUAUUCAAUUACCGGACGGCUUACACAAUUCCUAUUCUUGCAUUUGCUUUUGUAUGCCACCCUGAAGUUCUUCCCAUCUACAGUGAACUUAAAGACCGAUCUCGGAAGAAGAUGCAAACAGUGUCUAAUGUUUCCAUCACAGGAAUGCUCAUCAUGUACCUGCUUGCUGGUCUUUUUGGUUACUUAACUUUCUAUGGAGAAGUGGAAGAUGAGUUACUUCAUGCUUAUAGCAAAGUGUACACAUUUGACACCCCUCUCCUGAUGGUACGCCUGGCAGUCCUUGUUGCAGUAACACUAACAGUGCCCAUUGUCUUGUUCCCAAUUCGGACAUCGGUGAUCACAUUGUUAUUUCCAAAAAGACCUUUUAGCUGGGUACGACAUUUUCUAAUUGCAGUCAUAAUCAUUGCAGUUAAUAAUGUUUUGGUCAUCCUUGUGCCAACUAUAAAAUACAUCUUUGGAUUCAUAGGAGCAUCUUCUGCUACAAUGUUGAUUUUCAUACUUCCAGCAGCUUUUUAUAUUAAAAUUGUCAAGAAAGAACCUUUUAGGUCACCCCAAAAGAUUGGGGCUUUCAUUUUUCUUGUGGUUGGAAUCAUCUUCAUGAUUGGAAGCAUGGGACUCAUUAUAAUGGACUGGAUUUAUGAUCCUCCAAGUUCCAACAAGCAUCACUAACCAAGGAAAAAUAGUUUUUUCUAUUGAAAAUGAUUGGAAUUUAUGCUGUGAAAGACAUUUGAGUUUUCUUGGGUAGAAUAUUUUUCAGAAGAAAUAACAAGAAGAUCCCAAAGGCAUUUGUUUAUUAAUAAGAUCAUCAGCCAACUGCAGAAGGGAAAAAGAAUUUUUGUCAAGAACUACUAUUCAUGAGUUUAAAAUAUGUGGUGCAUAUUUCUACCCAGGUUUUACUAGACUAGUAUGAGAUGAUGUAUUUUUGUUCUGUAUAGUAGAAAAUGGAUAACUUCAUUUUAUAAUCAUCAGAUAAUACCCUUCCCCACCACAUCCCCC